Molecule: messenger RNA, 787 nt
Organism: Drosophila ficusphila
Lineage: Eukaryota; Metazoa; Arthropoda; Insecta; Diptera; Drosophilidae
Product: protein new-glue 1-like
Exons: 1
Coding region: 313-588 (91 amino acids)
Source: RefSeq, a predicted model, not a curated record
UUUAGUUUUAGCAAGUUUCUUGUUUGAAAAUUAGUUUUUCCUCUGAAGUAACAUACGACGUUGUUUGUGCUGUGCAAAUAUUUGAUUGCUCGACAUUUGUAAAGUCUUGUAUUGAUACAAGUUCAAUUACCGUUUUUGGCCCUCAUUGAGGAAAUCAGAUCAAAAGUUGGUAUUUGCUAACUCAAAUAGGAACAAAUGUGGCCCAAAGAUUAGUAGAUCGCUAUAAAAGAGCAUGAUUUACUGGCUUCCAAUCACAACUCGAUUAAGUUUCAAAUCAACUAGAUCAACAAAAAGAUCCUAAAAAAAUUCAAGAUGAAGUUCCUGUUUGUGAUCGCUCUCUUUGCAUUGGCCAUUCAGGUGGCUUAUUCUGCAACUGGGACAACAACAACAACAACAACCACAACAACUGCUGCUAGUACCACAACAACAACCACGGAUGCAACAACCACCACCACGUCCUCGUCCACCCACAAAAAGCGCUGCUGGAAGGGCAACAACUGGUGCCACACCAGGAUUCCCAAGAAGAAGUGCAAGCACCCAAGGAGGUGUCACAAGACCGUCGUCAUUGUAACCCACCGAAAAAACUAAAGAACACAACCUGAUUACCAAUAAAAUUUCGAAAUAAAUACAUAAAUGUGAGCACUAUAAUUUAAUUUUUCAAUUAAUUCAAUAACCGUCGUUAUUGUUACCCACAGGAAAAACUGAGUGCACAUUGAUACUGAUUUAAUAAUUUCAAAAUAAUAAUAUAAUAUAUAAUAAAGUUAAAUGCGAUACAAGAACUGUAAAC